AUGUCUACUGCGACUACGAGGAAGAGUGCAAGGCGAAAGGGGUUGCGGUCUAUUGCGAGCACUUUGCGCGAGCGAAUUGAUGUCAUAGUUAAGGACUUUUCGGAGGAGAAACGAGCAGAAAUUAUUUCUUUACAGACCACUUUAAUUGACACUGUUAAACAGUUAAAGGAGUUAGAUGAAGAGCUAUACGGUGUUUUAUCGGCUGAAGAGAUCGAAACCGACGUUAUGGAGGCUACAGAAUUUUAUCUAUUAGUGAACAUGAGUCUCGCGACUAUUACUACCGCUACCGGACCACAUGUUUCAGCCACAGAAUCGACACGGUCUGUUGAAAAGAAAUCGAUGAGACUACCCAAAAUAGAACUAAGCAAAUUUAAUGGGAACCCUUUGAAUUGGCCCUCGUUUUGGGACCAGUUUAAUUCAGCCAUUAAUGACAAUGACAGUUUGAAUGAAAUUGAUAAAUUUAAUUAUUUGAAGAGAUACGUCGAAGGAACCGCUUUAUCAACUAUUUCUGGGUUAGAAUUGACGAACAGUAAUUACGAAAAUGCUAUAGAGUUGCUUAGAAACCGUUUUGGCAACGAACAGGUGCUCAUUAACGCGCACAUGGAAGCCCUGUUGAAGAUUGAGUCAGUACGAUCAAUGGAUAACACCCAACAAUUGAGAAAACUUUAUAAUGAUGUUGAGAACUGUAUUCGAUAUUUGAAAAAUUUGAAGUAUAAUAGCGAAAUGCUGAGUUUAUUGAUUCCGGUUCUGAACGAAAGAAUUCCCAACGAAUUACAAAAGAUUAUUUCUAGAAACUUUGGAGAGGAGAAGUGGUCCGUUGAAAAGAUGCUUUUUUUUAUCAAUAACGAACUGCAAGCUCGAGAGAGGUGCACUGUAACCGCGAAAGGCAAGGGACAAACUCCCAGUGAAAAUUACAAGAGAGGAGGAAUUUCUACCGCAGACUGCUUAUUGACUUUGGACAGAAAAAAAUGUGUUUUCUGUCACGAUUCUCACUCUCCGUCGAGGUGUUCAAAAGUUACCAACGUACAAACACGUUCGCAAAUUAUGAAAAAGGAAGGGCGUUGCUUUUUAUGCUUGCAGCAUGGACACAUUUCAAAGAACUGUUGUUCAAAUUACAUAUGCAAUAGAUGUGGAAGACGUCACCACAUCUCUUUGUGUAUGAAAGAAAAACGUGCCGAAAGAAAAGAUAAAGACAACAAUGGCUCGGAGGAAAACCCUUCUAACGAAACCAACGCGAAUCACAUCAGCCAAGAAAACAAAGGAAUUCUUUUGCAGACGGCUAAAGCUUUUGUUUCGAAAGAAAGGGAGAGCAGGAACAUACAAACGAGAUUCAUGUUUGAUUCAGGUAGCCAGAGAACAUAUGUCACAAAUGAACUGAAAGAAAAACUGAAUUUCGAAACAAUUCGAAAGGAGAAAUUAAUUAUUAACACUUUUGGCCAUAGCAACAGCCAAUCGAGAGAGCUACCCGUUGUUAAGUUGUAUGUAAAAACCGCUGACCGCUCAUCUACCGUACCCAUCGAAGCCAUUGCCGUACCAAACAUUUGCGCUCCUCUCUUAAAUCAGAAUGCGAAAUAUUACGCUGAUAAUUACGAACACUUGAAGCGGUUGAAAUUAGCAGAUUUUUCAAAUGGUGAAACGAGACUGAAUGUUCACGUUCUGAUUGGUUUAGACCAUUAUUAUUUAUUCAUUACCGGCGAAGUUGUUCGAGAUCCGAGAGGCGGUCCUAUCGCUAUCAAUUCCAAACUUGGCUGGAUUUUGUCCGGAGGUGAACAGUCGAAAGCGAACGAAUCAAGCUGCAUGGAAGUCCACGCCUGCUGUAUCGGUGACGGAGAAAACGAAAACGUAUUAUCUUCUUUUAAACAAACUCUUGAAUUCAACGGUGAACGCUACGUGACCAAAUUACCAUUUCGUCCUGAUCAUGAUAAACUUUCCGAUAAUUUUGCAGUUUCGAAACAACGCUUAGAUUCUCUUGUUAACAAACGAUUACGAAAUGAACCUGAUUUAGCUGUGCAAUACAACGUCGUUUUUGCAGACUACGAAUCGAAACAGAUUAUAGAAAAAGUUCCAGAAAGUGAGAUAGCUUGCGAAAAUGCUCACUACCUUCCGCAUCAUCCGGUUGUACGCCAAGAUAAAAGUACAACGAAAGUUCGUCCUGUUUUUGAUGGAUCUUGUGCCGUUCACAAACCAUCCCUCAAUGACAUUUUGUACUCUGGUCCUAAUUUACUUGCUAAGGUAUUUGACAUUCUGCUGAGAUUCCGUACGAACUACGUCGCUUUAGUUGCUGAUAUUCAACAAGCCUUCUUGAAUAUUGAAAUCGCUGAGAAAGACCGUAAUUAUCUUCGUUUUUUGUGGAAAGAAAACCCUACCGAGAACGAUUCAAAGCUCAUUAUCUAUCGAUUUCUGCGUGUCGUGUUUGGGUUAACGUGCAGUCCGUUUUUACUCAAUGGGACAAUCCAACACCACUUGGAGACUUACGAAAUUAUCUGCCCCGAAAUUACUGAUGUUUUGAAGGAUGACUUGUACGUCGAUGACCUAACAACCGGUACCGAUACCGUAACUGAAGGCAAGAAACUUUACGAAAUUAGUAAACAAAUCAUGAAAGAAGGAGGGUUCAAUUUGCGAAAAUGGGCUACUAAUAACAAUGAAUUACAAACUUUUAUCGAUAAAAUUGAGAACGUGAAUUCUGAACCGAAUAGCGACAAAACUGUUAACCCCAAAGUAUUAGGGAUCGAGUGGGACAUCGACAGAGAUAUUCUAGUGUACCGAUUUGACGAGUUAUUGAAACGAGCGAAAGAACUGUUUCCAACAAAAAGAAACAUUUUACGUAUAUCUGCUUCAUUUUAUGACCCGUUGGGCCUGAUCGCACCAAUCACCACCAAAGUAAAGGUUCUUUUCCAGAAAUGUUGUCAACACAAGUCCGACUGGGAUGAUCCACUGCAAGGGGAACUGCUUAAACAAUGGAGAGAUAUAUUGAACGAUUUUUCGAAUUUACAAACUUUUGAGAUACCACGUUAUUUAUUCUGUGAACCGCGUCAUGAAAUUCAAUCAAUUGAACUGCAUGGAUUUUGUGAUAGCUCGACGAUUGCCUACGCUGCUGUGAUUUAUGCAAAAAUACGAACUAACCUCGGCGUAAGUGUUUCGCUAGUGACUGCUAAAACGAAAGUUGCGCCCCUAAAGCCGCAUUCUGUUCCACGUUUAGAAUUGCUAGGAUGUGCUCUCUUAGCAAAGUUGAUGAGCCAUGUGCUUAAUGCGAUCAAUGGUAGAUUGAAAGUUGAUCGUUUUUUCGGUUGGUCAGAUUCGGAAGUUGCCCUUUGUUGGUUAAAAGGCAAAUUGAAGCAGUGGAAGCCAUGGGUAGAAAACAGAGUUGUUUAUGUUCGAUCAGUCAUUCCAUCGGAAUCAUGGUUUCACGUUUCCACCAUUCAUAACCCCAGUGAUAUACCUACCAGACCAGACAAAAUUGGUGACUUCAAUUCAAAUUUGUGGUUAAACGGUCCUGAAUUUCUGUCUGAUUCCAGCUUUGUUCCACCUGAGUUUCAUGUCAACAAACAUUCAUUCGAUGUUUUGUCAGAAGAGAAGAAAAGUCAUGUCACUACUAACAUUAGUCAUUCCACUCAUCAUUGUCAUUCGCAGUUACAUGAUAUUAUAGACGAGACUAAGUUUAGCUCACUGAAAAAGCUUAUAACUACCAUUGGAUAUGUUUACAGAUUUGCGAAUAAAUUGUUAAAUCGAAUUCGAAAAAGAGACUUAUCAGUAUGCAACGAUCGUGAACUGUCGACUCAAGAAUACAAAAGUGCAUUUGAUAUUUUGAUUACAAACAAUCAACGAAAACUUCGAAACAACCAAAACUACUUCAACAAACUUUCGUCCGCCCUGAAGUUGUUUGAAGAUGAGAAAGGAGAUUUACGUGUUAAAGGACGUUUUGGUGAGAAUAAAAAGCUUUCAUAUGACGAAAGGUAUCCGUUGAUUCUUUCGAGUGAUUCACAUUUUACAAAACUUCUGGUUGAAGAUGCCCACGAAAAAACAUUUCAUCAAGGCGUAGAAGCGACACUCCACAUGUUACGAAUGAAGUUUUGGAUUCCGAAAGGUAGACGCACAAUCAAAUCCAUUUUACGACAGUGCAUUGUUUGUCGACGAUACCAAGGCAAACCUAUUAAAUCACCACCGACUCCAGAUCUACCAGAAUACAGGUAUUGCGCUUCGAGAGCUUUUGAACACGUUGGGUUCGAUCAUGCUGGUCCACUCUACAUUCGUACCGAGAACCGAAACACGACAAAGGUAUACGUAUUAAUACUUACAUGUGCUACUACUAGAGCUGUGCACUUUGAGCUUUCACCCGAUUUAAAGACGCCAGCGUUCAUUAGAGCUUUCAAAAGAUUUCAAUCCAGAAGAGGAACGCCUGCUACGGUUGUGCAUGAUAACUUUAAAACGUUUAAAUCUAACCAUGUAAAAAGAUUUAUGAGACAUGAGUCUAUUGAAACUAACCCGAUUGAUUUUAUGAAAGGAUCGUCAGAUCAAUGA
Hydractinia symbiolongicarpus is the source of this 4518-nucleotide messenger RNA. RefSeq lists its product as uncharacterized. Bases 1 to 4518 code for a protein of 1505 amino acids. NCBI's taxonomy places the organism in Eukaryota, Metazoa, Cnidaria, Hydrozoa, Anthoathecata, Hydractiniidae. The record is from RefSeq and is a predicted model, not a curated record. The transcript has 2 exons. Gene Ontology annotation, molecular function: nucleic acid binding; zinc ion binding.